AUGUCGAAGGAGGCACAGACUGAUCCGAGUGUCAUCGAAGACAGCACUACAUCAGAUCUUUCUCUGGAUCCGGAAAGCUACCCCGAGGGUGGAUGGGAAGCAUGGAGCGUCGUUCUUGGUGCCUGGUGUGCGAUGGUCCCUGCAAUGGGGCUGGUGAACACCAUCGGAGUGCUACACGCGUGGACAAGCACGCACCAGCUGAAAGACUACUCUCAAUUUAGCAUUGGGUGGAUCUUUGGCUGCUACGCAUUUUUUCUCUACACAGCAGGCGCUCAAGCAGGUCCAAUUUUCGACGCUUAUGGCCCGAACUAUAUCAUCAUUCCAGGGUCGAUCGGGAUAGUUGCUGCCAUAAUUUGCUUGAGUUUCAGCGAACAGUAUUACCAGAUCUUUCUUUCCUUCAGCGUGCUUGGCGGGCUUUCUGCCUGUACCUUAUUCACGCCCGCAGUGGCAGCAGUUGGCCACUGGUUCAAAGCUCGUCGCGGCUUUGCUACAGGCGUCGCUUGCACGGCAGGUGGAUUUGGGGGUGCUGUCUUUCCACUGAUCAUCCUUUUUGCUGCCCCUAAGAUUGGCUUUGGCUGGGCCAUCCGCAUCAUCGCACUCAUAAGUGCUGUUCUUUGCUUCAUAGCGUGUCUACUCCUGAAGACUAGACUACCGGGCAACCUGAAGAAAGGCGCUUCCAUCGAUUUCAGUGCUUUAAGAGACAUGAAAUAUGCAUCAACCACAGCGGCUGUAUUUUUGGUUGAAUUUGCGGUCUUCAUUCCGUACACGUAUAUCGCGUCGUAUGGCGUACACGUCGGAGUGCAAAGUACGUUGAGCUACCUCCUCAUCGUCUUCUUGAAUUUGGGGGCCAUUCCAGGUCGUUUCCUCCCAGGUCUCAUAGCCGACCGCGUCGGUCGAUUCAACGUGAUGGUCUUAACGUCGUUCAUUUGCGCCAUUCUGACAUUAUCUCUAUGGCUCAAGUCCGGAGACAAUUUGGCUGCGAUCAUCUGCUAUUCGGUUUUCUAUGGCUUUUGGAGCGGGGCAGCUAUCAGCCUUACACCGGUGUGCAUAUCGCAAGUGUGUUCUACGGAGGAUUACGGCAAGAGAAAUGGCACGACCUUCACAAUAGCCAGCAUUGGUGUGCUGACCGGUAUCCCAAUUUCGGGCGCAAUACAGCAGCAUGAUGGCGGAGAUUUCUAUGGGCUAAUUGUGUUUGGUGGAACUCUCUACUUAGCAGCUGCUAUUGCAUUUGCGUUGGCCCGUGGGAUAUGUGGUGGGUGGUCUCUCAAAACUGUUUUUUAG
This is a messenger RNA of Penicillium chermesinum, 1281 nucleotides long. RefSeq names its product putative oxalate/formate antiporter. Gene Ontology annotation, cellular component: fungal-type vacuole membrane. Gene Ontology annotation, biological process: transmembrane transport. Gene Ontology annotation, molecular function: transmembrane transporter activity. Bases 1 to 1281 code for a protein of 426 amino acids. The transcript is spliced from 3 exons. Lineage: Eukaryota; Fungi; Ascomycota; Eurotiomycetes; Eurotiales; Aspergillaceae. The record is from RefSeq and is a predicted model, not a curated record.